Messenger RNA from Andrographis paniculata, 801 nucleotides. RefSeq lists its product as uncharacterized. Bases 1 to 801 code for a protein of 266 amino acids. The transcript has a single exon. Lineage: Eukaryota; Viridiplantae; Streptophyta; Magnoliopsida; Lamiales; Acanthaceae. The record is from RefSeq and is a predicted model, not a curated record.
AUGGGAUACACAACAAAUGGCGCCAAAACCGGCGCGGCUCCGGCGUUCAAUCGAUCGGCAUCGGUCCAUUGCACCUCGCCGGCGGAAGAUAAAACAUCGUUGUACAGCCUCUCGAUGUUCCAGCGCAACGGAUCCGUCAGAAAAUCCUCCGGCGUGAAUACCUUCCACGGUAAGGUGAAGAAACUCUGUUCGAUCUUCGAAUCCCCUAAGAAAAAUCCCCAACAUUCUCAUUCAUUAUCGUUAUCCUUACCUUUCCCUACCAAAUCCCUAACCUCGCCGUCGGAAUCCCCGAAUUCGACCCCGAAACACAUCUCCUCCAUCUUCUUUGAGUCUCCGAUCAGACUUCCUGGCACCGAGGACAGAGUCGUCGUUUACUUCACCAGCCUCCGCGGAAUCCGGCGGACUUUCCAGGACUGCCACAGCGUGCGGAUGAUCUUCCGAGGCUUCCGAAUAAACAUCGACGAGCGCGACAUAUCCAUGGAUGCAGCCUACAAAACCGAGUUACAGAAAGUGCUUGGAAAGAAGCGUUUCGGAUUACCUCAGGUGUUCAUCAAGGGAAGCUACAUUGGCGGCGCAGAUUUGAUCAAGCAGUUGUCGGAAACCGGCGAUCUCGCGAAGCUUGUCCGGGGGCUUCCUCAGCAUUCGAUGAAGCCUUGCGACGCAUGCGACGAUGCGAGGUUUAUACCUUGCACGGAUUGCAAUGGCAGCCGCAAGGUCUUUGAUGAGGACGACGAGCAGCGGCGGUGGUGCCGCGAGUGCAAUGAAAACGGCCUGCUGCGCUGCCCUCUGUGUUGCCCAUGA